AUGGUGAGGUCUCCUUGCUGUGAGAAAAUGGGGUUGAAGAAGGGGCCAUGGACAGCUGAAGAAGAUCAGAUUUUGAUCUCCCACAUUAAAAAAUAUGGCCAUAGCAAUUGGCGUGCGCUGCCUACGCAAGCUGGUUUACUUAGAUGUGGGAAGAGCUGCAGACUCCGAUGGAUAAACUACCUGCGGCCAGAUAUUAAGAGAGGAAACUUCAGCAAGGAAGAAGAGGAAGCUAUCCUCAAGUUGCAUGAAAUGCUUGGAAAUAAGUGGUCAGCAAUUGCAUCAAGAUUACCAGGAAGGACGGACAAUGAGAUUAAGAACGUAUGGCACACUCACUUGAAGAAAAGACUCAAACUAGAUGCUGAGUCCAGGCCACAACAAUACAUCAGAAUGCCAAACUGUCGUCUCAACAACACUAAGCUAUCAGAAUCGGCAAAUUCGACUAUUAAUCCUACUCAUUCAGGAUCUGAGAGUAUAGGGUAUGCAGAAAUGUCUCCCCAGCCCUCUUCUAGUGAUCAUUCCUCAGUCACGUACACUUCAGUCACCACCUCAGAAACAAACAGCGGUACCGGCACAGGCAUGAUAAAGGUUGAAAACGUGGACUUGUCAGAGAUUUAUCCAGUGAUCGAUGAAAAUUUUUGGUCCGAACCAUAUGUGGUUGAGAAUCCCAGCAUGCCAUCAAAUUUUCUAGACGACUUACAAUCUCAAUUCCCUUACGUUCCAAAUGUUGAUGAUGGCAUGGAGUUUUGGUACAACCUUUUUGUUGGAUCUGGGGGGAUAGAAGAACUACCAAUGUAA
Messenger RNA from Dovyalis caffra, 795 nucleotides. The record is from the annotation of a GenBank genome assembly. Lineage: Eukaryota; Viridiplantae; Streptophyta; Magnoliopsida; Malpighiales; Salicaceae.